CUGUCUGAUUGUGGAGGGGAUUCGACUUUUUCCAGCUGGUGGAUCAUAAUAUGUCAAGACGAAAACAGACCAACCCUUUCAAAGUGAAUUGGCCGUUUCACACGACAGGCUUCUCUGGCCCACAAACCGUGUUGGAGAUGGAGGCUAAAGACGACUUUGCUGAAGACCCUGCAUGCCACAGCAGCAACUGCCAAGAUCUCGACGAGCAAGAUGACAUAACUGAUGAUAGUGACAGCGACUUGGACAAAGAGGACUCUUCAAACUCUUCAGCUGAUGACAGUAUGGCAUGUGAUAAGAGCAGCCAGUGCUUAGUUUUCAACGGAGAAAUGAAGCAGGAAAGCGAGUUUGACAGUGACAUGGGGAAUAAUUACGUGUGUCCCCUUUGCAAUUUGGAGUUCAGCGGCACCGAGCAACUCAUUGCACACGUCUACCAGCACACUUCGACUGUGGGCGACAGCAGGAGUUACGUGUGCCCGGUAUGUGGGCGUGCUCUCAGCUCGCCAGGCUCACUGGGACGCCACCUCCUCAUUCAUUCCGAUGACCGACUGUCCAACUGUGCGGUGUGUGGCGCACACUUCAAUAACACCAACAACAUUAACAGGGAAAAGCUGCAAGAGUUCCUCACUCACAGUGACAUGGAGUGCCCAAGUCAAGACCAAGCCUGCUCAGUGGCACAGUCCAUCUCUGAUAACCAGAUGUCCAUCCAAAGGGUGAAUCAUGGCUCCAGCCCUGGUGCUUCCUUACCUCCACUUCCAGAGAACCUUGUAUCCUCUGGCCCCUCUUAUCCAGACCCCUUAAACCCACUACCUGACUUGUUAAACCCCAUGCCCGUGUACCCAGCGGACGUGUUACUGGUGUGCAACAACUGCACGGCCUUCCAGCAGCUGGCAGGCACACAGUCGUCCUCGAUGGGAAAGUGGGCGAUGCGCCGCAGGAACGAGCCAUCGGAGGUGCGGGUCCAGAGACUGGAGCGCGAGCGGGUGGCCAAGAAGACCAAGCGUGAUCGGGAGUCCCCGGGGGAGCGCGAAAUGCGACGGCUGCGCGACCGCGAGGCCAAGCGCAUACAACGGCUGCAGGAGACGCAGGAGCAGCGGGCGCGUCGGCUGCAGCGGGACCGCGAGGCCAUGCGGCUCAAGCGUGCCACGGAGACGCCCGAAAGGAGACAGGCCCGCCUCGUGCGCGAGCGCGAGGCCAAGCGCCUUAAAAGACGCCUCGAGAAGAUCGAGCCAGAGUUGCGGGCGCAGAUCGAACACGAUCCCGCCGCCGUGGCCGCGCUCAGCUCCGACGUCAAUAUGUUCCCCUUUCCCUACACCAUGCCUGUUUCAUCUGUAGACAAUGGGCUGUUUAUGAAACUGCCUUAAUAAUACAAUACAGGGGUUAGUUGGCGCUCAAACCUUGGGCAGAAUCAGACUGUUCCCGAAGAUUUUGAGGAAAUGUUUCUGAGGAUGUCACUGACAAACUCUACAUUUAUUUAUAUAAAAAAUUC
Messenger RNA from Trichomycterus rosablanca, 1486 nucleotides. It is a transcript of the gene znf821, whose product is annotated as zinc finger protein 821. Bases 51 to 1361 code for a protein of 436 amino acids. Gene Ontology annotation, molecular function: DNA-binding transcription activator activity, RNA polymerase II-specific; RNA polymerase II cis-regulatory region sequence-specific DNA binding. The transcript is spliced from 6 exons. NCBI's taxonomy places the organism in Eukaryota, Metazoa, Chordata, Actinopteri, Siluriformes, Trichomycteridae. Gene Ontology annotation, biological process: regulation of transcription by RNA polymerase II. Gene Ontology annotation, cellular component: nucleus. The record is from RefSeq and is a predicted model, not a curated record.